Messenger RNA from Xenopus laevis (African clawed frog), 1460 nucleotides. RefSeq names its product phosphatidate cytidylyltransferase, mitochondrial. The record is from RefSeq and is a predicted model, not a curated record. Bases 345 to 1361 code for a protein of 338 amino acids. The transcript is spliced from 8 exons. Lineage: Eukaryota; Metazoa; Chordata; Amphibia; Anura; Pipidae.
AGGGAACCGCUCAGAGCCGCGAUAACCAAGCGGCAGGACGAUUUCAAAUCGUUCGUUGCGUAAACAGUACCAGAAGCCAAUCACACGGCGCGUCUCACACGUAACCCCGGAAGUAACGUGCACAUGUGACCCAGGAGGCUGUGGGCCGAAUGUCAAAGCGGGAGGGAGGGCAGUGUGUGAAGCAGAGUGGCUGCUGGGAAUUAUAGUGAGGAGUGAGUUCCGUAUAGGAGAGUGAGCGGCUGAGUGUGAGUGUCUCGAGGCUGCACUGAGUCUAUGGUGGGUGUGACUGAGCUUCCCCCCAGCAGACAAGCCCCUCCUCUGUGCCUCAGUGAGUGGGAGGAGCCAUGAGUCUGCCAGUCUUACAGGGCACGGGAUUCCAGUUCAGGAGGAUCCUCAGCUUCUUCCCCCAGGACAUCAGCUUGGCCUUUACUUAUGGAUCCGGGGUGUUCAGACAGGCGGGCUCCUCCCACAAUGAUGUCAGGAACAAGAUGCUGGACUUUGUAUUUGCAGUUGAUGACCCCGUGACCUGGCACACAAUGAAUAUUAUUCAGAACCGGAGUCAUUACUCUUUCCUGAAGUUCCUGGGACCCAAACACAUCACUGCUGUGCAGAACAACUAUGGUGCCGGAGUCUAUUAUAAUACCCUGGUGCCCUGUGAUGGCCGACUGAUAAAAUACGGAGUUGUGAGCACAGAGACGCUGCUGCAGGAUUUGCUGCACUGGAGGACGCUGUACAUCGCAGGACGUCUCCAUAAACCGGUGAAGAUCCUGACUCAGCGGGACGACGGGCGCCUCAAAUCGGCAUUAACCUCCAAUCUGAAGAGUGCGCUCAACGCGGCUUUCCUCAUGCUCCCCGAAAGCUUCUCCGAGGAGGAACUCUACCUGCAGAUUGCGGGGCUCUCCUAUGCAGGAGAUUUCCGCAUGAUUAUUGGGGAGGACAAGGACAAAGUGUUGAACAUAGUGAAGCCGAAUGUUCCCCAUUUCCAGAAGCUUUACGCUGCCAUACUGCUCGACUGCCCCCUGGCUGUGUAUAAAGCUCAACAGGGCCGAGUGGAGGUGGAUAAAAGCCCCGAGGGGCAGUACCAGCAGCUCAUGGCUUUGCCCAAAAAACUGCAGCAGAACAUCACGGCGCUUGUCGACCCCCCGGGGAAGAAUCGUGACGUGGAGGAGAUUUUACUGCAGGUGGCGCAGGACCCUGAUUGCAGCAGUGUAAUACAGCAAGCUCUCUAUGGUAUUGUCAGAUCCUCCAGUCUGUCUCAGAGCGCCAAAGGGAUCGUCACUGCAGGAGUGAAGAAGUCGGUGCAAUACAGCUCCAAGAAACUCUACAAAAUGCUGCGCAGCCUCCGGAGGGGCAAAUCCUGAUGUUUAUUGUUUGGCUGUUCCCACCUCUUAUUUAUAUUCCUGUGUUACCCCUAAAUAUGUUGCUCUGUCUAUAACCCCAAUAAACUCUGUACUGACCCA